UGCCAAGCGCCAAUAAACACCGAAGUAAACCCUCCUGCGCAUUAUUGUAUUUAUGUUCCAAACUUCACCGUUAUAACUAGCCGUCCGAAAGUAUGAUACAAGGAUCGUUCAUGGCAACUCGGCACCCCUUCACAGACACGGACACUUCCGAUGAAGCAGUGAGGGCGACGUGUGAUGAUGCCACGGCGUGCAAAAGGUUCGCCAUUAGUAAAGGCUACUGGAAAGAUCCUUACAUCCAAUAUUUUGUGAGAUCUAUUGGUGAGCGGAAGGCACCCGAAAUCAAUCGAGGUUAUUAUGGCCGCGUUAAAGGUGUCAAUCAUCUCCUUGAUGCAUUUAUAAGGAAAACAGAAUGUGAUUGUCAAAUCAUCAAUCUUGGUGCGGGGCUGGACACCACCUUCUGGAGACUUAAGGAUGAAGACCUUCUGCCCAAUAAGUAUUUUGAAAUUGACUUUCCUACUGUUGUGGCCAGGAAAAUCCACUAUAUAAAGUCCAAACCACACUUGUCCAAGCCCAUCAUCGAAACCCAUUCAACAGAUUCCUUGCUACUAGACGCCCACAGCCUUGACUCCGAUCGGUAUUGUAUCAUCGGCGUGGAUCUUCGAGACGUAGCUACCUUGGAUGAGAAGUUGAAAAAGUUCCAUCUUAACCCAGAGUUGCCUACAUUGCUGCUUUCAGAAUGUGUGCUGGUUUACAUGACGCCCACUCAGUCCUCCAAUUUAGUUCGCUGGGCUGCCGACACCUUUCACACUGCCAUGUUCAUCAACUACGAACAGGUGAACAUGAGCGACCGGUUUGGCCAGGUGAUGAUUGAGAAUUUGCAGCGGCGGCAGUGCACGCUGGCUGGUGUAGAUGUAUGCCGAUCUCUGGACUCUCAGAAGGAUCGAUUUCUCAGGUCCGGCUGGGAUCACGCCGAUGCUCUAGAUAUGGUGACGGUCUACAGUUUGCUUCCACAGGAUGAUGUGGCAAGAAUCGAGCGAUUAGAGUUCCUCGAUGAGAGGGAACUUUUGCAGCAACUCCUUCAGCACUACAGCAUCUGCUGGGCCACCAAGGACAGGCACAGUCUGGGUUUGUCAACUCUGGCGUUUUGACUGGAAUUUCUCCACGUCAUUGGAUGAGUAGUUAUAUGGAAAAGGAGACAUUUAUCAUCUGUGCAUCAUUGGAUUUGUUCUGCCGGCUUUUCAUCAAGCCAUUUGUGGGCCAGUGCAGACAAAAACAAUCAAACCUCUUUGCAUGUCAUUUGUAAGCCAACUCAUCAAGGUGGAAUAGUUAUAGAAUGUCUUUUAAAAAAACAAAAAAAGUGCCAUUUCCUUUAUUUAUUGAUGAAUUGCUCACCCCUACUCCUUUCCAUAAAUGCUCAAAGCAGAACGGAAAAUACGCACUGUACUUCUGGAUUUGCUCGUGUUAUUUUAAUACCAUGAAAUUGAAUCUAUAUUAAAUAUCUGAAUGUUGUCAAUUGAA
Syngnathus acus (greater pipefish) is the source of this 1458-nucleotide messenger RNA. It is a transcript of the gene lcmt1, whose product is annotated as leucine carboxyl methyltransferase 1. Gene Ontology annotation, cellular component: cytosol. Gene Ontology annotation, biological process: C-terminal protein methylation. Gene Ontology annotation, molecular function: protein C-terminal leucine carboxyl O-methyltransferase activity. Lineage: Eukaryota; Metazoa; Chordata; Actinopteri; Syngnathiformes; Syngnathidae. The transcript is spliced from 12 exons. The coding region runs from base 93 to 1088 and encodes 331 amino acids. The record is from RefSeq and is a predicted model, not a curated record.